Messenger RNA from Meloidogyne enterolobii, 364 nucleotides. The record is from the annotation of a GenBank genome assembly. NCBI's taxonomy places the organism in Eukaryota, Metazoa, Nematoda, Chromadorea, Rhabditida, Meloidogynidae.
UUUGUGUUUUAAUUUUUUAGAUAUGUUAAUUAAUUUAUCUUUUAUAAUAAAAAGAUUUUUGCGCAAUGGACGUAGACAUUGGGACAGUUUUUGUGAAUAUACAGAACUUCCUGGUUUUCGUUUUAUGACAUCAAAAGUAACUUAUAUUGUUAGAAUUGUAGCAAUAACAACAUCUAUUUUUUGUUUAAUUGGAAUGUGUGCACAAUUAUAUUAUUUAAUUUUACAAUAUUUAAGAAAUCAAAUACAGACAUCUUCUAGAAAAUAUAAAAUACAACAUAUGGCUUUACCUUUAGUUUAUUUAUGUCAUCCACUUGAUAGAAAGUUUGUGGGGGGAAAUUUGAAGAAGAGAGAAAAUUUUGUUUAA